UCUUAGAGAAAAGGGGGAGUGAACGUCUGCUGCUUAUAGCAGGAAUUGUUCAGUGAUGCAUUUUAUAAUUUUAUAUAUAGAACUCUGCGAACGUGGCUGUACAUACAGAACAAAAUGUGUUGGAGAUCCGUUAAAUAUUUUAGAACUGUUUUCAUAAAGGGAAAUGCGGCUGCUGUGCAGGAAUGUGACAGCGGGCGGUUCUUUGUACACGAGUACUUUUGACAAGGGGUCCAGAACAUUUGAAAGUGGGGAAUCCUAUGUAAUGUCUGUUCACUUUGUAUGUUAUUCUGUUGGAUUUGUCGCACUGGCUUUAAGCUGGAAGUAUAAAGGACUGGUGACUUUAUUUUAAAAUUUGGGAUUAGGGAGCUCCAUGGAUUCACGCAAGGCAUGUAUUCAAUGGAAAUUGGUUUUGUGCUUGGAUUCCUGUUGAUUUUGAAGACCGUACUUGUGGGGAUACGGCCCCGCUGGCGGGCUAAGUGGAAUUUGGUUUUAGGUAGUUGUGGCGUGGGGGUGUUUUGUGGCGGAGUCUUUUAUCCUUAGCGGUGCUAAUGCAUGAAGCAGCUGCCGACUCUGGAGUCGGUCACACCGCCAGGGAAGCGCGCAGGAUGACUGGAUCCAGCACCAAGGUGAUGUUUAGCAAGCCUAACGGCACCACCCCCAGGAUCUCCAAACCUGGCCGUUCGAGGAGCGUGUGUAAGCUCCCUGGCAGCUCCGGUGGCGGUGGGGGUGCAGAGUCAGACAGCGCCGGCAGUAGCAUUGCAAAUGGCAGCACUGGACGCUCCUCCGGGGAGGAGGACGAGAAGGAUGGAGGGGUGCUGUUUUAUGUCAAUAAAAGUGGCUUUCCCCUUGACAGCCAGACAUGGGAGAGGAUGUGGACCCAUGUGGCCAAAAUUCAUCCCGAAGGUGGAGAAAUGGUAGACCGAAUACGAAAAGCUGCGCACCUUCCCCGGCCUCAUGUUCCAGCAGUUCCAACAUACAAGCCUUCCAUGUCUGUUCCAGAGUGGCUUCAAGCAGUACAGAAUUACAUGAAGGCACUGCAAUACAAUCAUACUGGAACUCAGUUCUUUGAAAUUCGUAAGACAAGACCUCUAAGUGGAUUAAUGGAUACAGCCAGAGAAAUGAUCCGUGAAUCUUUACCUAUCAAAUGCCUUGAAGCGGUCAUCUUGGGGAUAUACCUUAGUAAUGGUGUAACAUGCUUGGAACGUUUCGCAAUCAGCUUUAAAACUCAAUUCUCAGGGCAAUACUUUCACCAUGUGGUGCUUGGUGUUUUCUUCAGUGGUCGUUAUGGAUCACUAGGCAUGAGUAGAAGGUCAGAUCUCAUGGACAAGCCUUUGACCUUCCGAACUCUGAGUGAACUCAUAUUUGAUUUUGAGGACUCGUACAAAAAAUAUAUGCACUCUGUAAAGAAAGUGAAAAUAGGAUUAUAUGUGCCACAUGACCUACAUUGCUUUCAGCCAAUUGAAUGGAAGCAUUUGGUGCUUAAUGCAGGCAGGAUGACUCGGGAGGAGAUGAGGAAGGAAUUGGAGAAACAUGCCAGGGAUAUGAGAAUGAAGAUUUUGAAAUCCUCAAGUGCUCAGUCUCCAAUCAAAGAACGAACUAGAGGUAAAUCACUUUCUCCUCGACGAAGACCACUCAGUCCUCAGAGACGACUUCAUCGAAGAGACAAAUCACCUGCAGUUGUGGAUAAGAAACCAACAGAGCUAAGUACCUUGAAUGAUGGUGUUUACCAAAUCCGGAUCUGAAGAUCAUCUGUGAAGCCGUGCUGUGCACUUUACAAGUUCUGUAAUCACAUGACUGUUUGCAAGGAGAUGGAUGUAUUGCAAAAUGUGACAUUCCCUGUUUAGUAUGGCUUCUGCCUAAAACCUGCAGAUAAGUUUUCACAAGCAGGGGGCUUUAUAGUUUGACACAAAUAGGUGCUGGUUGAUGAUUCUGUCACUUUAGCCCAGCUGUAUGCAUGCUGUCGUAUGCUGCCUAGGGCGGCAUGAGAAUACGAAGACCUAUUUUAGGAUAUUUGCUUCAGCUGACAAAAGGCAAACCACUAAAUCAUUGCCCAACAUUUAUUUUGUCAUGCUACAAUGCCAACAACUGCAAAACAAUAAAUGAAUUUUUUAUACUGGGGAGGGAGGCUGCGCCUUCUGCAUCCCACUAAAUAUAGCCUAUUUUGGGUAUAUAAUGUUUACCACAACAUAGCUGACCAAAUGAGUGUUCACCAGCAUUUUAUUAUUUGAUUAAAUCUUCCCCAUACUUUUAAUGAAAUUGACUAUAUGUUUACGUAAUUAGUUUCUCUUGGAGUGCUGGUUACAUUUCCUUGGGAGAGUAUUUUAAGUUCAAAAUAUGUUUAUUUUCUCAUUUAGAGGAGCAUUGCAUGGAGAAGGGAAAUGAGCAAAUUUAAUAGACCGUUUUUUUUUUUAAAUCAUCUUUCAUUUUAAAAAUGGUCAGUAUUACUUUAUUAUACUAGCUUCAUAUCUAGUUACAUUUUUGUUUUGGCAUUUUUAAGAAGUGCCAUUGUAACAGACAUUACUAAGUGUGGUUUGUUUUAAACAAUGAUAAGGUCAGUUAUUGUGCAAACAUAAUGUUGCGAAUACUUUUUUAAAUAUGGAGCUAUUAAAAGGAAAAUUCAUAAAACAGUGUUUUUACAGAAGUGUAGGAAACGUUGCCUGUCUUCAUAUGCAAUAUAGCAUUCAGCAUUUCCAAGGCUGUUACUGCAGAAACAUAAAAUCCUUUAAAAGUAAUUAAAAAAUAAGGAUAUGUAAGUAAUGAUGUAACAUGUCUGUUUGGUACCAUCUUUAAGCACAGCUUAUGGUAAGAACAUGGCAGUCACAGAUUUAACAUUCUGAAGAGAACAAACAGUAGAGGCCAUUUGUGUGGAUUAUCUGUACCAUUUAUUUAUUUAUUUAUCUUUGGGUGGGAAAGAGCACAUUUGUUGCACAGCCCUGGGCGUUUGUGAAAAUUUCAGUAUGCCCAUUAUCUGUUGAUGAGUGGCUGUAGUCUGAAUGUAAAGAAUAUUUGUUCGUGGAUGAACAGCAACUGAUAUUUAAUGCUUUUAUUUGAAUAUAGUUGUUUAAUAACUAGCAAAUUCGUGUGUGUCCGAUGUGUUGAUUUUUCACUUAAGUACCGUUGAAUGGAGCUGUAGUAGGAGACUAUGACUGUGGACUUGGCUACUUGUAACAAGGAGUCCUUAACUGAAACAAAUAUUUGUAAAGUGUUUUGGUCGGUGUUAUACAGACAGUACACCUUUUUAAUGAAUAGUGAGAUGAUAUACAGGUUUGAACAACUUGUUAAUAAUUUAUAAAUACAAACAUUUCUUCACAUUUUUAACUGAACUUCUGCUGUUUGGAAUGCCCUGUUACCAGUGACGUAAUUUUUAGAACAUUUUUGGAAGUUGGCAUAGAGGGAUAAAAUCAUGGCUAUGAACAAGGUUAAUCCAAGUUUGAUUAGCAGCUGAUAAAGCUUGUGGAACUGGUGUGGGGAGGAGAGGAAUGACAAGGCUGUUGCCUGCUUGCCUGUCUUCAGGGAGCCAUGUUGGGGGGGGGGGCACUAGGCAAGGGUUCCGUUGCCUGUGUCACUUGUAGAAAUAUGAGGUAGCACAGGAAGUCAGAGUGGUGGGUAGGCACGUCAGAGGGAGAAAAAGGGAAAGUGCCACAAUGGAGAUGGGGCAGUCCUCUCAUCAUUCUUCACACACAGUGGAUAGCUGGAUAGCUAGUACGCCUGGAGUGUUGGUGCUUAAAGUUUUGAUAUCCUCAAGGAUGAUGUCCCCGCUCAUGGUUCAAGCAACUGUUGCUCUAGUGAAAUUAAAUAGUCUUGUGGUUCUUGCCCCAUAGAGAAUGAAUGAAUGAGCCAAUUGAAUGCCCGGAGUAGGGGGCUCAAUAAUUAGAGAGAACAAGUGUAAAACAAAAAUGAAAAAUGUCAGUAGUUUCUUUUUUUAACUCUAUAUUCCAGAUGAUCAUGUCUGUAUCAGUUACACUUUGAUUUCUUACAAAAAGAUUUCUGAACAUUUUACAUGACAAUGUUCAGAUUUUGUGAGGAAGCUGCAAGCUGUCCUUUUCCUGUUAUUAUGCCUGGAAAGUUUUGCCUAGCCUAAUUUGAUACUCUUUCAAAUUUUUGACCAGACGUUCUGUUUGCAAGUGAACUACAGUACAGCUAGCUUACAAAAUAAAAUUAAAUGUUUUUUUUUUUCAUUAUACUUCCCAGCUUUUCUUUGAAAUAGGAGUCAUUUCUCUUAAUUUCUCAGAACUCCAUUUAAAUAUCUGGUGUACACACCCCAAAUGGCCUACACAUUGAAUCAUGUCAGUGAGAGUUUACAGUCCCUGUUUUACAGUAGUCCAGCUUAUCAAAAAGAAAUCUCUGCUCUGACAUUUAAGCAUGAAGAUAACUAUCCAGAGUACAGUGACCACCAGAGACAUAGGUCAUAUUUUAUAAGCAGGCAGCCCUCGUUUGUAGUGGACGUAGCCACUGCCAGUUUGCACUGAAUAUUGUUACCAUUUUACAAUCAGCAACAUAGCAUAAGAGUCAAUGCCAGUUGCUGUGGAAAAGCAUGGAGCAGCUGACUUAAAGGUCCAAGGCUAAUUGUGAUAAAAAGUUUUAUUUCUGUUCACAGCAGCCCUUAGCACUUUUGUUUUGCUGACAUGUAAAUUUAAUAAUAUUUUAAUGGAAAAAUACAAAAAAAAGCAACGACAGCAGACCCUUAAAUUAAUUGUAAAGCAAGUUGAGAGCAGCUGCUUCUUCUCUAAAGUAAAAAAAAAAAAAAGUAUUGAGCCAGCAUGUAAAAUUCAUGUUAUUUGCUUCAGUAGUAGCUGGCCUUCUUUGCUAGUGCUUCAGUUUCACUAAAAAAAGGCAAGGAUGUUUUUGUGGUCCCUGUGCCACAUCUCUCAUCUUUACCCUUGUUGUUCAUAUUCUGCCCAUGUUUACAGAUAUACACAUUACUCAGCUCUACACAACCAGUGUUUUUUUUUAAUGUGUCAUGGAUAUUUAAGUUUAAGAGGUGUUGAUUCUCAAACAAGUUGUGUACCCUGUGCGUAAAACCAAAAGCAUUCAGUUGCUUCCUUCUUUGUGAAAACUAGGUCAUGCCAUAUUUAAAAUCAGCAUCAUCAGAUCUAAAUGCAAAAUAUAAAAACCAAUGCAUAGGGAUACAAGAUAAUGCAGGAACUGGUCGUGACUGAAAUAUACUGCAUUUUAAAUAGUAGCCAUCUGGUAUAGCUGUACCACUUGUCCUGACAUAAGGAAACAUUUCAAAUAACACACAUCUGAUUAUUUUUCUCUAUUAAGUUAUGGGACACAUGAAUGCUUGCAGAACAGUUUUUGGUACUCUGUAAUGAGAGGACAUUGCUCCUGACUUGGGUUCAUAGGGCUUACCUAGUUAACAGAUAUAUUAAAAAAGCAGAAACUAAAAUGUUUCUAGUUCUCUGAAGUGGUCCAAGCCUCUUGGCUGAGUACUUCCAGAUCCUAAUUUGCUACUUCAUACACCAGCUUUCUAAUCAGUGCAUGCAGAUGUGAUAAAACAAGGACUGUAGGGUGAAGGUUGUCAUAACUCUUCUUAAGGCUGCUUGCAGACUGUUGCAUUGAGGUAAACUUCUGUUAAAAUCUCCACAGGAUAAGUUUGGUUUCCUGCGUACAGCCUGGAAUAAUAAUUGUUCUUUGGGAGUGGAGGUGGAUCUCAUUUUUCCCAUGGAGGAAUUAACUUGUUAAUAAUACAGUCUUAAUGCCCAAUUAACAUACAUGAGGUGUAUGAUUAUUAUUUAUGGAACAGAAAGAGUUUAGAAUAUUGAUUUUCUGUUUGUUAAACUGAAGGAUGGAAUCUUGAUUUUCUGCUUGAUAGACUGAAGGUUUUGCUUUUUUUUUUUGUCUUUUCUACCUUUUUGGCUACUGGAUAGCUGGUAGCUGUCUGUCACUGUGUGCUGUUAACAGUGGUUAUUACACAGAAAAUUGUACCACUGGCUCAGUUAUUCCUAUGCUUAUACAUGCCUUAGAACUGUGCAACUCAAGUUUUCUAAGUAUUUGUGUAAAAGGAGCAAUCAACUUCUUGUACAUAGCUCUUUAAAACUUCAUUUUUAUAAGUGUAUUUUUUAUCAAAAUGUGAUUUGAUUUUUUUAAAAACUUGUAAAUGUAUUUAAUACUGGUUGUAAUGCACCAAAACUUGCAGAACAUCAAGCAAUAGAUGUAACAUGAAGGGUUCUUAAGAUUCUUUGAACUGUCUUUUUUGUGAAUUUUUUAACAAUCCGGCAUGGAAUUCUUUAAAUAAAACAAUGGUUGUUUUCCUUUUACAAUUGCA
This is a messenger RNA of Protopterus annectens (West African lungfish), 6268 nucleotides long. It is a transcript of the gene VASH2, whose product is annotated as vasohibin 2. The coding region runs from base 549 to 1742 and encodes 397 amino acids. The transcript has 7 exons. Gene Ontology annotation, biological process: regulation of angiogenesis. Gene Ontology annotation, cellular component: cytoplasm. The record is from RefSeq and is a predicted model, not a curated record. Lineage: Eukaryota; Metazoa; Chordata; Ceratodontiformes; Protopteridae.